Lolium rigidum is the source of this 467-nucleotide messenger RNA. RefSeq lists its product as uncharacterized. The coding region runs from base 68 to 427 and encodes 119 amino acids. The record is from RefSeq and is a predicted model, not a curated record. The transcript is spliced from 4 exons. Lineage: Eukaryota; Viridiplantae; Streptophyta; Magnoliopsida; Poales; Poaceae.
UCCAGCUCCUCUGCACCCCUUCUCCUCCACUGGCCUUCUCCAUGGCUGGAUAGGCAAAGGGACAACCAUGGCGCCAUGGAUGAGGAGGCAAAGCUCGUUGUGGAGGUGCCGUCCGCCGCGUCCCGUGCCGUCACCGGUGGCCGGCCUUGCCUCAUGGCGCCGAUCUGCCAGGGAUUCGGUUAAGGUCGUCCGUGUGCUGGGAUUGCCGCGUCUGGUGCUGGUGGCUGCUUCGUAUCUCCUGCUAUUCGAUUCUUCCCGUGUUCUACUAUACAAGAGCAUUUCAUUUGUGAGCGUGGAUGAGGUUUCCAAAAACGAAUCUGGAGGGGCGGAACACAUUGCCGUCGGUUUUUGGCUAUUGUAUUUGUCGGCGUGUCAUGCUUUAGAUUUCUUCACAGACAGAUGUAGGUCUCAUCACCUAAUGCAAUAGCCAUUGUGUGUAUUAUGAAAAUUGUUGAUGUGGCGUAAGG